Molecule: messenger RNA, 1085 nt
Organism: Andrographis paniculata
Lineage: Eukaryota; Viridiplantae; Streptophyta; Magnoliopsida; Lamiales; Acanthaceae
Product: glutathione gamma-glutamylcysteinyltransferase 1-like
Exons: 6
Coding region: 132-671 (179 amino acids)
Biological process (GO): phytochelatin biosynthetic process; cellular detoxification of cadmium ion; response to metal ion
Molecular function (GO): glutathione gamma-glutamylcysteinyltransferase activity; metal ion binding
Source: RefSeq, a predicted model, not a curated record
UCCCAAUCGAACUGAUUCGAAAUCUGAAUUAAAAAUAAAAAGGAGAGAAGAGACAUCUGGCAUUGAUUCUUGAUGUUGCCAGGUUCAAAUAUCCUCCUCAUUGGGUUCCCCUCAGCCUUCUUUGGGAAGCGAUGAAUACUGUUGACGAAUCAACUGGGCAACACAGGGGGUUCAUGCUUGUGUCGAGUCAUCAAAGAUCUGCGGGUCUGCUCCAUUCCCUGAGCUGCAAUCACAAGAGUUGGACUGUUACAGCGAAAUAUUUGAUGGACGACAUGCCAGUGCUAUUAACUUCAAAAACUUUGAAGGAUGUCGAUGACCUAUUGUCAACUGUUCUUACAUCUCUGCCAUCAGAUUUUGUGGACUUGGUAAAAUGGGUGGCAGAGAUUCAUAGCAAAGAGACAGAUAAAGGAAGGAUUGUUAUCAAGGAGGAGGUGUUGAAACAACUGGAAGAAACCAACCUUUACAAGCACAUUGCCUCGAUUUUGUCUCCAGAUAAAAAUAUGGUUAAAAUCAAACAAUCUACAGAUAAGUGUUAUGAUUCGCCUAAUAUUGCUGCAAGCUUCUGCACUGAUGUCUUGACAGUGCUUCUACUUGCAUUGCCCCCGAAGACAUGGUCCGGUGUCAUCGACCAAAGGGUAUUGGACGAAAUAUCUUGCUUGGUUUCCGUAUAGAAUCUUCCUUCCUUGCUUCAAGAAGAGGUUUUCAAUUUACGUUAUCAACUACUUAUGGUGAAACAAUGCAGAGAUAACAAGCUAGAAGAAAAUCCAGUUACGGGUAUCCAGUCGAGCAGCUGUAGCUAUCCUUAUCCGAGCCCGGGAUCUUUGCUCGACGAGGCAAUUUCCCUCGGAAGGUCUAAUGUGUAUUCGAGCCACACUUCGUAUCAGAAAAGCUCUCACCUGAUGACUUCUUGUUUGUUCAACACACCUUUGUCGCCUCGCCACGGAGGCAUCUCUCUCGGAAUCAGUCGAAACAACGGCAAAUAUCAUUGGGAUGGAGGAAUUAGGCAUAUGAUGAUAGUCUGUCCAAAAAAUCUAUUGCAGACGAGGCAUAGUCUGUGGGCUAGAUGCCCCUGUGGUCUAUAAGUG